Messenger RNA from Macroventuria anomochaeta, 1555 nucleotides. RefSeq lists its product as uncharacterized. NCBI's taxonomy places the organism in Eukaryota, Fungi, Ascomycota, Dothideomycetes, Pleosporales, Didymellaceae. The coding region runs from base 156 to 1487 and encodes 443 amino acids. The transcript has 2 exons. The record is from RefSeq and is a predicted model, not a curated record.
GGCCCCACGAGCGUCAAUCUGCUCAGGCUUCCAUUUCCUCGAUCCUUCCACUCCACCUGCGUUCGCCAUUGUCGCCGCAGCUGUCACUCGUUCACCUGGCUUUUUAUAUGUAAUGAAGUAAUACGGAUGUUUCUAAGAGAUCUUUGGGCUAUACUAUGAGACUCGUUGUACAAUGGCUCCCCCUUUUCUUGUGUUGCUGGGCAUGUAGUGUGGGAGCUGCUGCUGAUUGCUCAGGCUCUUUCGCAAUCAACAGUUCAGACGACGUCACUACGCUUAAUCAAUGUACGACAUUCACCGGAAACGUCUCGGUCGCAGGGAAGGGGAUCGAGGAUAUCACACUCGACGGCCUGAAAACAGUCACGGGAACAUUCAAUAUCGCCGACUCGGACAGUGUCCUAUCAAUAUCGUCAACAACACUGGAGUCGGUUUCGGCGUUGAUACUGAACAACCUUCCCAAGCUGACCACCCUUACGCUGCCCGCACUUACGAAUUUCUCGAAGCUGGACUUCACUGGACUCACUUCUCUGAAAGGAUGCGAGAUUGCGACUGGAGCCCUCAAGCAUGACGUCAACGAUAUCAGUAUCAUCAACACGGCCCUUGAGAACAUGGAUUGGCUAAAAUGGCCCGUAGCGACAACCCUGACCAUCGCUGCCAACAUGAAGCUCACCGACUUCAGCUUCCCGUACGAUAAGAUUAGCGCUGGUAGUUCGUACCAAAUCUCGAUCAACACAGCAUUGACCAAUCUGGACGUUUCGCAAUUGACGGGGAUCUACGGCAGUCUGGCAACCAACGGCAACAACGAUCGAUCGUUGAACUUUGACAAGCUUGAAACCAUCGAUGGCUAUGCCAGACUGAGCGGGCCCUUCUCAAACAUCACAAUGCCCCAUUUAACAUCUAUCAAUGGAGCGCUCAGGGCAGAUUCGACCGUGGACAUCCUCAGCUUCUGCAACUGGCUGAGUGUCCAGGACCAAUUGUACGGACACUAUGAUUGUACAGCCAACAGCACAGACCCGACCAUAUCGUCCACAGUAUCAAAGUAUCCAUCGUACACAGCUGGACCGGCACCAUCCGUGGCUACAAGCGGCACAUCGGGUGGCGGCAACAAUAGCAAAGACAACAAAUCGGACCUCUCCACUGGUGCUAUAAUCGGUAUUGCCGUCGCAAUGGUCGUCCUUAUUAGUGUAAUCUUGACGACUACAGCAUUGUUGUUUCUCCGUCAGCGCUCACGCAACAAGGCACAACAAGUUGCUGCUGCUAUGCCUGAAGAGACGAAGACCCACAGCACCUCGACGUUGGGCGAAGAGUUGGACGCAUCAGGUAUACGUUAUGAACUUGGAGGGGGAAAUACAACGCAUGAGCUACCUGGGGCAGGGCCAGUGAGAGAACUCGAUAGCCAGAGUAUGCAAGAGCUGGACUGCGAGAAACCGUAUUUCAGGGACCAGAAGCCUGCGCCAGACAGUCCGAUAGGAAGGUUCGAAUUACAGUGAGCGGAGCCCAGAGUUCUCAAGCACUAUACAGAAAAUAAUGAUUAAAUGUACCUCAUUAUCUCUUUACU